Drosophila bipectinata is the source of this 832-nucleotide messenger RNA. It is a transcript of the gene DnaJ-60, whose product is annotated as DnaJ-like-60. The record is from RefSeq and is a predicted model, not a curated record. NCBI's taxonomy places the organism in Eukaryota, Metazoa, Arthropoda, Insecta, Diptera, Drosophilidae.
AACAGUUGGCCCGAAAACAGCUGUCUUUUGUUUUUAAAUUUGUUUUGAUACAAUUCUUACAAUUAAUUAUGAUCUUACCAGGAGAAAAGAAACAUUAACUACAAUUUAACAGGUGACAAUGCUGAGGCUGUGCCUUUCGCCCCGGACUGGAGUGCCCUGCAGACGUAAUUUCGCACACGAAGAGAAAACACGGACAAGAAAGCCGGAAACGCACUAUGAGGUACUAAACAUAUCGACCAACUGCAGUAGCCAAGAAGUCCGCAAUGCCUUUGUCAAGCUUUCCAAGCUGUACCACCCAGAUGUCAAGAGCAAUGCAGCGAGUCCCGAGAGGACGGCUCGGUUUCUACAAAUAUCGGAGGCUUACAAGACUCUAAUUAAGCCUAAGCUACGACGGGACUAUGACGACAGCCUGCUGUGGAAGCCAUCGCGCUCGGAACGCAGUCCGGUGGACGAAAAAGGCAAUCCUAUCCAACCGUGGGAUGUCAAGCCCAACUUUGACCCAAAUCCAAGACCCUACUAUGGCAUCAAGGGAGUGAAUCGCGUCUCAAACUGGCAGGUUGCCUUGGCGUUAAUGGCUAUCGGAGUCUUAGGAGCAUUGUUCGGCUUCACUUCUGUCAAGCACUCUUUCAACCUGAGUCGUCAAAUCCAGGACGAGGUCUCAGCAAAUGCCAAUUCCCACCAUGCCGCCGUCGUGGCAGAUGCCCAGAAAUACGGGAACGAAGAACAGGUACGCCGCAUGAUCGAUCGAAUGGCACGGAGUCCGUUUAACCAGACGGCAUCGAAGUAGUAUUUUAUUUGAUUUAGCAAAAUUAAACGUGAAAGCAGAUAGAUA